Peromyscus leucopus (white-footed mouse) is the source of this 649-nucleotide messenger RNA. RefSeq names its product family with sequence similarity 174 member C (gene Fam174c). Gene Ontology annotation, cellular component: extracellular region. The coding region runs from base 38 to 367 and encodes 109 amino acids. The record is from RefSeq and is a predicted model, not a curated record. NCBI's taxonomy places the organism in Eukaryota, Metazoa, Chordata, Mammalia, Rodentia, Cricetidae. The transcript is spliced from 3 exons.
GCUCGGCUCACUUCCGCCUUGGCUCCGUGGCUCCGGCAUGGCGCCGUGCACGCUGCUACCGCUGCUGCUGCUGCUGCUGCUCCGGUGCGCCGCCCCGGGGUCCCCCGAAAACUCGAGCUGGCCGGCCGUACCUCGCAACUAUACGCACGGGGGCCCCCCGGGCACGGGUCCCAUGCUGCUUCGCUUGUUCUACGUGAUCACCGGGCUCAGCGGCCUGAUCUCGCUCUACUUCCUCAUCCGGGCUUUUAGACUCAAGAAGACUCAGCGAAGGAGGUACGGGCUUCUGACCAACACAGACGAGCAUGAAGAGAUGGCCUCCCUGGACAGCGAGGAGGAGACGGUCUUUGAAACCAGGAAUCUGAGAUGAUGUGGAGGGGUCGUCAGGCUGCAGGGACAGCGGAGGGCGUGUGCUGCGGGCUCGGAUGCCAGCUUCCUGGAGGGGGCCUGCACAGUCCCGGACGCCGCCUGGGCCAGGACAGUCUGACCUCACCUCGCCGAGAGCAGCCCACAGACUCGAGGUCCCCGAAGCUGGACUGACGUGUGCUGCUCUGUCGUCCUGCCUCCCUUGAGGGACGAGGCAGCCCUCCGGGCGUGAUGGAGCGGACGGACAAUAAAGAAGCAGUGGCUUUGUGGCUGACCUGAACCCCCC